AUGUAUCGGAAAUGGUUUUCCAGCAAACCAUUUUCGAAAUUUGAUCCUUCAAUGUCCGUGUUUCGGCAUUAUGAGUUCGCUGAUCUUAAACAGCGAUUCAGAAAUGAGCUAAGCAUUUCAAGAGCACCUCCGCAGUGUAAACCAGUGUUUUCAGUCGAGCAGGUUGGAUCUUUGGAUACUCUGCAGCAGCAUUUAUUUCCAGAAAAUCACAGCAAUCGUAUUGGUGUUAUUAAGUUUCCUGAAAAAAUCUGCCAAGAUUUAUUUUCUGAAAAUCCUAAUCUUGAACAUCUAGUGGAGAGCAAGGUACCAAAAGAAAGCAAUGGGCACAUGAUUUUCUCAAGAAGCUGGGCUGUGGAUAUCGACAUGGAGAAGAAUGAUGGUGUCAUUUGCGAUGUCUUGUUAAUAGCUACUAAUUGCUAUCCCACUCUGAUCACGUUUACUGAUAGUAGCAGUGCUGACAUUGUUAAAUAUUCAAGGUCAACUGCUUUUGCUUUAAAACAGAAACUUGUAAAUCUUGGAGGAUAUUCUGAACGGAUAUGCAUUGUAGCAGAAAUAUGUACAAUAAACAGUCCCAGCUCUGAUACAGCCAUUGACUGUGACCUGGCUAUAUUGUAUCCAUAUGAAUAUCGAUUAAAACCUACUGACAUUAAGCCUAUUUGUUUGUCCCUUACAGUAGUUUUAUUCAGUUUCAGAUCAUUUUUAAGUAACUCCCUUGGUUGUGAAUUUCUGAACCUUCUCACAAUUCAUCAGUUCAAGCUUCUCCAUUAUACCCACAACAUUGAAAGAUGUAGAAAAUUGUUUAUUCAUGGCUUGCCUGGAACAGGGAAAACUGUUCUUGCCAUGGAGCUACUUAGACGAAUUCAGAAUACAUUUAGAUGCCUUGAGAAUGAAAUUUUGUACAUCUGUGAAAACCAGCCUCUUAAAGAAUAUGUAAGCCGUAGGUGAAGAUGUCUUGCUGUGACAAGGUUUUCAUUUGUGAGGGCUGAUUACUCUUCAGUCACACAUAUAGUAGUUGACGAAGCCCAAAACUUUCAACAUGAGAGAUGUGAAGAAUCAUGGUUUCAGAAAGCCAAGUUGAUCCACGAGAACAGCAGGACAAAUUUAGGUGGACGAGGUGUCUUCUGGAUUUUCAUGGACAACUUUCAGAAAUGCCAUGUUUCCGACACUGGAAUACCAGAAGCAGAAGACCAGGAUCCACAAUACUGGUUAACUGAAGUUGUCAGAAAUGCUUAUAAAAUAUAUAAUCUUAUGAUUCCUGUCAUGCGGAUAAUAGCAGACAAUUCUGACCACUUAAAAAAGCAGCUUUGUGAGUCCAGUUGCGAUCCUUCAUUUUCUGGUGAAGUUCAUAUUGAGUUUAAUUUAAACAUGUGUGAAAUUGCUGAUUAUGUAGCAUCCAGAAUACAAAAUUAUUUUGAAAGUGGCUAUGCUGGUAAAGAUGUUGGCAUUAUUUGUAGCACAGUGGAAGAUUCAGAGGAUUUCUAUAAAUGUUUGGUACCAAAGCUGAAGAUGAUAAGAUGGAAUGUGAAUAUUGGAAAGGCAGACCAGAUUCUUGAGCAAUGUAUUGUAUUAGAUAGUGCACGUAGAUUUUCAGGAUUAGAAAGGCCUAUAAUUUUUGGCAUUGAUCCAGUACCUAAAAAUGGCAGGAUACACAACAGUCUUCUUGUUUUGGUUGCUUCGCGAGCAAAAACAAAACUCUAUUUAUUAUUUAAGAGAGGGGGAAACAGUCGUGGAGGUUUUCUGUAG
Protopterus annectens (West African lungfish) is the source of this 1743-nucleotide messenger RNA. RefSeq names its product schlafen family member 11-like. The transcript is spliced from 5 exons. NCBI's taxonomy places the organism in Eukaryota, Metazoa, Chordata, Ceratodontiformes, Protopteridae. The record is from RefSeq and is a predicted model, not a curated record.